Molecule: messenger RNA, 1912 nt
Organism: Scylla paramamosain (green mud crab)
Lineage: Eukaryota; Metazoa; Arthropoda; Malacostraca; Decapoda; Portunidae
Product: glutamate receptor ionotropic, delta-2-like
Exons: 11
Coding region: 14-1327 (437 amino acids)
Cellular component (GO): membrane
Molecular function (GO): ligand-gated monoatomic ion channel activity
Source: RefSeq, a predicted model, not a curated record
UGUUCGCAGUGGAAUGGAUUUAGCGUCAAACGCAACGGGGUGUCUGAAGGUAGCGGUGUAUGUGUACUAUCCGUUCAUCUUCAUGUCUCAGGACGGGCCGCCUUACCAAGUGACAGGCUCCAUGAUAGAAGUGAUGGACAUCCUUGCGGAGACUCUCGACUUCUGCUUCAAGUACGUGGUGCCAGACGACAGACAGUUCGGGCGACAGGAUGCCAAUGGCUCCUGGACGGGAAUGAUCGGUCUUCUGGCGCGACAUGAGGCGGACAUGACCGGGGUGGUGGUGGGCCUGGACUUGGAUAGGAGAACAGUCGCGGACUUCAGUGACUUCCUCUACAUGGACCAGGAGAGACUCAUCUACAAGCGUCCUGUGGUGGAGAGUGACAUGGCAGGGUUCCUGAAGCCUUUUACUCUUUCCUCAUGGAUGAUGGUGGUGGCGACGCUGGUGGCGAUGGCUGGCGUGGUGCUGCUCACAAGACAAGUCACGCCUCAGCCUGCUCGCCACUGCCCCGGAACAGAUGGUGAAAGUUCCAGACAGCAAGAGACAGUCUGGAACUCUCUACUGGACACUGGACUGUGGAGCGUGGCCGUGUCCUUAGCGCAGUCCUCCACUCUGGUGCCACGAGGGAUGAGGCAGAAGGCAGUGGUGGGCAUGUGGCUGCUGCUAGCUCUGAUCAUCUCCACGGUGUAUCGCUCCAACCUGAAGGCCAUGCUGAUCAAGCCGCGCCUCGUCCUGCCUUUUAGCAACCUCGAGGAGCUGGUGGAGACGAGUAUUCCCUGUUUCACCUUUCGUGGCACCCUCCUGCAUCGGAAUAUUGAGGCAGCAGAGGAGGGCACGACCAUGUGGCGACUGAACAAGGUGCUGUACACUCACAACGACGUAGCGCUCGGGGUGAGGGACAUGUCGCUCGGCAAACACGUCCUCUUCACCACAUACGUCGGGCUGCUUUCCGUCCUUCACUCGCACUUCCUUCAAACGAAGAGCUGCUCCCUUUACAUGACAGACGACAGCUACUACGGGUCCAAAAGCCUCACUCUCGCAUUCCCAAAGGGCUCCCAACUCCGCCAGAAAGUGGACCCUAUAAUCGUUAAACUACGUGAGUUCGGGAUUCUGGGCCGAGCCUUCAUGAAGUUCGUAGCGCACUCCAAGACGUGCCUCAACUCCGAUCCCGGCAGCGUGGACAGCGCCCUCAGACCGCUGCAGAUGGGCGAUAUGUACGGCGUGUGUCUCGUCUACGUUGGUGGAAUAACUUUGGCGGCUGCAACUCUACUGAUGGAAGUUGUGAUCGCCUUAAGGAAGAGAGGCGGCAAGCGCUCGGCAAGAGAGUGAUGGAUGGCUCUUAUGCAUGUCAUCCUGAUCACCAGUAAUGCUCAGGUCAUGCAAGUGGGGACUGUAUGCGUGUUACUAUACACUCCUAUACAUAUGGUCAUCUAGUAAAGGUAUAUACAUACAAAAUAAAGCAAAUAUGUUUUAUAUAAAUUACAGGACUUGGUAAUACAUUGUAGUUCUUUAAAUAUCAUACGAGGGAUGUAAGAAAAUGACAGACACACCGAAUAUAAUGAUAAUAAAUACUGUACAUGGUUGACUUCAGAUUCAAUACCACCCUGGACUAGAAAAUUAAACUCAUUACAGGUAAUACAGUAAGGCCAGGUAAUGUGGCCAGGUGUGUACUUUGGAUCGCUUCACUCUGAGUCCUGUCUAGUAGAGCCAGAGUGAUGCUGCUUCGAUACCUGUUCUGAAAGAGACUAGAGGUCUGGCAGGGUGAGGAGGAACAGUCACGGGGGAGCAGUCGUGUGAGAUUCUGCAUUCACUUCACUUGUGUUGAUCGUGGUGGCUUAUCGUAAGUGGUAGCGCGUUUGACUACAGCACACAAGAAAUCAUAAUUUCGAAUCCUGGUCGAGACCGAGUAUGGAA